UCCGCACGGAAAGUCGGCGCCGGAGCGGCGGACUGGGCAUGCUCAGAAGCCGGGGCUGGCUCCGGGCUCGAGUGGGAAGCGUCGGCACUCGGGAGGCGGGAGGCGGGAGGCGGCGGCGACUUUGGGGAAAGUUGCCCGGAGAGGGGAGGCGGCCCCGGCGCGCGGCGGCGGCGGCGGAGCAUGGGCACCCUGCGGGAUCUGCAGUACGCGCUCCAGGAGAAGAUCGAGGAGCUGAGGCAGCGCGAUGCCCUCAUCGACGAGCUGGAGCUGGAGUUGGACCAGAAGGACGAACUGAUCCAGAAGCUGCAGAACGAGCUGGACAAGUACCGCUCGGUGAUCCGGCCGGCCACCCAGCAGGCGCAGAAGCAGAGCGCCGGCGCCCUGCACGGCGAGCCGCGCACCAAGCGCCAGGCGAUCUCCGCCGAGCCCACCGCCUUCGACCUGCAGGACCUCAGCCACGUGACCCUGCCCUUCUACCCCAAGAGCCCACAGUCCAAGGAUCUCAUAAAGGAAGCUAUCCUUGACAAUGACUUCAUGAAGAACCUGGAGCUGUCGCAGAUCCAGGAGAUUGUGGAUUGUAUGUACCCGGUGGAGUACGGCAAAGACAGUUGCAUCAUCAAAGAAGGCGAUGUGGGGUCACUGGUGUACGUCAUGGAAGAUGGUAAGGUUGAAGUCACGAAAGAAGGUGUGAAGCUGUGUACCAUGGGGCCAGGAAAAGUGUUCGGGGAGUUGGCGAUUCUUUACAACUGUACCCGGACGGCGACCGUCAAGACUCUUGUAAAUGUGAAACUCUGGGCCAUCGAUCGACAAUGUUUCCAAACCAUCAUGAUGAGGACAGGACUCAUCAAGCAUACCGAGUAUAUGGAAUUUUUAAAAAGUGUCCCCACGUUCCAGAGCCUUCCUGAAGAGAUCCUGAGUAAGCUUGCUGAUGUCCUUGAAGAGACCCACUAUGAGAAUGGGGAAUAUAUCAUCAGGCAAGGUGCAAGAGGGGACACCUUCUUUAUCAUCAGCAAAGGAACGGUGAAUGUCACUCGGGAAGACUCACCCAAUGAAGACCCGGUCUUUCUUAGAACUUUAGGGAAAGGAGACUGGUUUGGAGAGAAAGCCUUGCAGGGGGAGGAUGUGAGGACAGCAAACGUAAUUGCCGCAGAAGCUGUGACCUGCCUUGUCAUCGACAGAGACUCUUUCAAGCAUUUGAUUGGAGGACUGGAUGAUGUUUCCAAUAAAGCAUAUGAAGAUGCAGAAGCUAAAGCAAAAUAUGAAGCCGAAGCUGCUUUCUUCGCCAACCUGAAGCUGUCUGACUUCAACAUCAUCGACACUCUCGGCGUCGGAGGCUUCGGGCGCGUGGAGCUGGUCCAGUUGAAAAGUGAAGAAUCCAAAACCUUUGCUAUGAAGAUUCUCAAGAAACGCCACAUCGUGGACACAAGACAGCAGGAGCACAUCCGCUCCGAGAAGCAGAUCAUGCAGGGAGCGCAUUCCGACUUCAUAGUGAGAUUGUACAGAACGUUUAAGGACAGCAAAUAUUUGUACAUGUUGAUGGAAGUGUGCCUAGGUGGAGAGCUCUGGACCAUUCUCAGGGAUCGAGGUUCAUUUGAAGAUUCUACGACCAGAUUCUACACAGCAUGCGUGGUGGAGGCGUUUGCCUAUCUGCAUUCCAAAGGAAUCAUUUACAGGGACCUCAAGCCAGAGAAUCUCAUCCUGGAUCACAGAGGCUACACCAAGCUGGUUGAUUUUGGCUUUGCAAAGAAAAUAGGAUUUGGAAAGAAAACAUGGACUUUUUGUGGGACUCCAGAGUACGUAGCUCCAGAGAUCAUCCUGAACAAAGGCCAUGACAUUUCAGCCGACUACUGGUCACUGGGAAUCCUAAUGUAUGAACUUCUGACUGGCAGCCCACCUUUCUCAGGCCCAGAUCCUAUGAAAACCUAUAACAUCAUACUGAGGGGGAUUGACAUGAUAGAAUUUCCAAAGAAGAUUGCCAAAAAUGCUGCUAACUUAAUUAAAAAACUCUGCAGGGAUAACCCAUCAGAAAGAUUAGGGAAUUUGAAAAACGGCGUGAAAGACAUUCAGAAGCACAAAUGGUUUGAGGGCUUUAAUUGGGAAGGCUUAAGAAAAGGCACCUUGACACCUCCUAUAAUACCAAGUGUUGCAUCACCCACAGACACAAGCAAUUUCGACAGUUUCCCUGAGGACAAUGACGAACCGCCACCUGAUGACAACUCAGGAUGGGACAUAGACUUCUAAUGUAUUUCUCUUACCUGCUUCUGCCUUGCUGAAGUCAGCUUUUUUCUGAGACACAGCUGCCAGCAAACCUGAGGGACGGAGAGAAGAUAAGUGCUCGGGGUCACCAUGAUGCCUUUGAUCGAUGCUGCUCCGGUAACUACAGUGGCAUUAGGACUUAUUGCUUAGAUGACAAUAGUGCUCUUUACAUGUUUUCUGUUUGAUCCUAAAAAAAAAAAAAAAUAGCAGUUGACAUGGUGGUCCUGAAGCAAAGCCUUUCACACCAGUAAAGAGAGGUUUUCUGUGGUUGCAAUGAUCUUGCUUUGCUCUGACUAUAAUUUGAAAGACUGUAAGAAACACUUCAACCUAGUAAAAGAGUCUGUACCUUGCUAGAAUUAUCGAAAAGAUCAAAAAAUAAUAUAUUGGGUAUGAUAGAUUGCUGUGGUACCAAAACUGGGCUCUUCCUUUCCUUCAAGUGAGGUUGUAGGAUAUAUAUUAGCGCAAGCCGGUGUAUAUACCGUUUAGAAGAGGGCCACACAUCUACUGGUCACAGAGUUCAUGUCAAACCAGUGCUAGAAGUUUCAUGAUUUAAUUUCCCAGCAGUGCUGAUGACAAGACUGAAUGUUACCUUUCCUUUCUGACAGAUUUUAAAAAUUGAUACGAUAAAAGCACAACUGCUAUGGAUUCUGCUGAGAACUUUCAUAGCAGGUAUAUACGCAUUUUCACAGAGGAUUGAAAAACAAACAAAAAACAACAACAUGCAUGAUCUUUGUUUCUUUUUUGAUAAAUUGGCAUGACAGAGUGAAAAAAAAGCAACUCACAAACCAUUUCAUAUCUUUUCAAAUAUUGUGCUUCAAGACGGUCCUGGAAAUAAAUGACUAGCAGCCAACCGAUUUUUAUUUAUUAUGUAACAUGCCCUCAGACUGAGGCUUAAAAUAGUCCCUUUUAUAAGAAUAAACCCUUGGGGUGGGGGCAGGGUGGGGUGGAGCGGGACUAAGAUCGAUCCAAAAAUAAAAAUAAAAAUAAACUAUAUAGGUGCUAUGUAUAUCUUUCAUCUGUAAAUGUCCGUGUCUGAGCAGACAACACAAAUUCUAAUCAUCACCUGUGUAGCCAGAGACUCAAGCAUUCUUCACUGCAUUUACCAACUGAACUCCCAUCAGAUUUCACUGACACAACGUAGCCUAGGGUCGAGGGGGAAAGGGAAUCAAAACCCAUUCCACUGGCUUCUUGUCUUAGGCCUGAACCAAAAGAAGAAGAAGAAAGCACAAAAUCGUUGAGACUCACCAGAUAAGGAACCUGGCUUACGUGAGGUCAGGGAGUGGGACCAGCCUGGCCAGGUGUUGUCUACCUUUUGACCAAUGAGCCAGUGUGAGUUCAUCGCACGUUAUGGGAAUAGGAAGGGAGUAGAGAAGAAAACAGGACCCUGAUCUCUUAAACAUAAAUUUUGGCUAAGUAGGACAGAAAUAUCACAAUCCUGAAAUGCAUCUGAAAAUACCGCACUGAUUUGCUUUUUUUCCAUGAAGGGGAAAGAAAGAGCAGUUUAAACUGAACCCUCUGCUGGUAGGUGAGUUAAGGCCAAUUAGCCGUCCUAAGCAGCAGACCGGUCGGAAGCUUUUCCUGGACAAGGAGUGUUUUUACCUGCGUAAACAAACGCAAAGUCUUAUGAGCUGUCAUCCUGAUUUGGAACCAUGAGUGCAUUUGGGAUACUAACUGAAGGUUGCUUUUAUCCGGUAUAAAAUUUAGUUUCUUUUUAAAGUCAAUGAAACGUAAACAUUUCUGCCCAAAAAAUAUGUCCACAAAGGUCAUUAUUACCAUAUCCCAGGAGGCAUAUCUUAUUAUUUCUGUUGGAAUUUUUCAUACUAAGGCUACUUUAGAAUAUGGUAUCAAAACAUAACAGUCUAAGAAACAUUUGGGGAAUAAAAAUACUACGGGAGGGCAUAUUAUGUCUCAUCAGAAUAAAGCGAUGUUAAACUUUUGAUCCCAAGAGGUUACUGCUAUUCUUACAGUAGAGUUUUCCCUCCUUUGCGAAUAAUUGCUUACAAUCCCUUUAUGCCCCCAAGAUAUCCACUUUCUUCUACAGAUUUCAGAAUGUAAAAAUUAAACGUAUCAACCUAAGAUCCGGCUCUGAAUGCUAUUUCAGCAUCUCUAUAUUGCUUUUAACUGGGCUUUGAAAAAGUAUAUAAUUUCAACACCAUGGUCAAUGUUCAGUGAUUUUUGUGGAAAGCUAGAGUGUGGAGGUUUGUUAGAAUACUAAGUUUACCUAAAUACCACCCCCCUGCCAAAGCCCCAGAGCUUAGCGCUCCCUGCGGAUGUUGGAACUCUGGUUCAAGUCUAAGACAACAAUGUACAAGUCCUCUGAGGAAUGAAGAAGUAGCAGCAGCUCGAUGGAACGGUCUACCAUUUCUCCUACUUGUUAGCACAUCGUUGUUGCAUUUCACCUGUGGCAUCGCAUACUAACCAAUAGAAGGCGAACUACAUCUUCCAAAAAGUUGCUAAGAGAAAAACAGUCCUCUAAUCUUCAGCAUUGAAAUUCAAGGGUUUAAAUCUUGUCUUAACGAAGACACUAGGGCUAAAAAUCAUGGUCAGCUUCGUAGAGCGCAUCUCACAUUAUUUCUGAAUUUUUCAUGCCCCUUCUCUUUUUCCUCACACUAAAGAACAUCUGGGUAAGUUAGGAUAGUGCCAACUUGUUCGAUUUGUUAACUGACUUUCUUGUUACUACUCUGAGUAUGGGAAAUAAGGGCUUUCCGUGUGUCUUGGCACACAGGAAAAACUGCAAACUGCCAAGGAAAGGAACAUCAUGAUAUUUGAGAUAAAUUGAACACAUUAGAGGAAACGAGUUCUGGAAAAUCGCUAUAAAUGAUUUUUACGUUUCUAUCUUCUUUGUUACUCACCUGCGAGUCAGAUCCAUGUGGCAUUUAAAACAAAUUUCUUUGAUGAUAUUCUUUACAAGUCACUUUUUUUUUUUACUUAAAAUUAUGGGAUAGGCAUGUGAAUCACACGUGUGAUAUAGAAAUUCAGCUAUUGAAUUUUUGUCGUUUUAUUUCUACAUGACUGAACUGAUGGUGAACUAAAUUUACAGAAGUCAGCUACCAUACUGAAAAUUAGGAUAGCAGAACUGAUUUCAUACGGUAGAGGUGAUCUGUGCAUUAUCCAUAACGACGUUUUCUUUCACAAUAGGACCACAGACAAAUAUUUAUGUAAAUAGAUAUUUUUGUGUGAUAUUUUGUGGUACAUAUAACUUUUUUUUAGUGUUUCACAGCAUUAUUAUUUCAUUUUCUUUGUAUUGAAUACUGUUUUUAGGUCCAAGUAGACUUGAAUUAAUGUCAUAAUUGUCAGUAUUAUUGAAAAUUAUGUCAACUGUAUGGUUUCAUCUGUUCCAUAGUUUAGAACAUGACCUGGCUAUCUGGCAUUGUUGCAAGUGCCUUAAAUUCAUGGCAUCCUAUUAAAAAACAAAUUUGGUGUUAUGCUGCAUGACAAAGACAAAUACACCUCAAAAUGUUGUCCUUUCUUAGCUUGCUGCGUUUUACAGUUCUUUCUGCUAACAAUUUAUAAGCCUUUAUUAUAUAAUAUUGAUGAAUUACAGAAAUGAUGAAGUCGCUCUCUUAUUUCUGUUACAUGUACCAGAGCUGUGUAUCUGUUACGGAGAUACAGCGUCAUUUCUGUGAAAUGUAAAAUGUAUGUGCAGGUCAAAUUAAUAUAUGACAUACUAUCAGUCUGUAUACAGGCAUUCCUGUUUUGCUAAGCUGUGCAGAUUCAGUUAAAAAAAAAAAAACAAUGAGUGCAGUCAAGUUCUAGCGUCUCAUUUUAUAGACUCCAUUACCAACUCAAAAGAAAAAUUGGAAAGUGACUGCUAACCACACCUCGUUAUGAAACCAAUGAUGAACACGUACCUUGGUGCACUCCUCAACAAAACAGGAUGCUUUCUGAGUUCUUGUAUAUGCAAAUCAUUUAUGAGGCAAGUUUGCAACAGACCUGGAAAGAUAAAAUUGGAAGUGUGUUGUUAGCCCUCCUCUUUAUCUGCCCCUGACUUAACAGAGCUCUGGGACCUUGACAGUGACUCAGAGGUUUGGGCUUUCCGAGGCAAGGGACUUUUCUUCAAGUAUCAUCUAUCCAAUUUAUUUCAUUGUAUGAUGUUUUUACAACUGGUCAGUUCUUUUGUAUUCUUACAGCUAUGGUUACUUGAUUGUCCUCUUACAAUUUGUUCUACAUGAAAGAGUCCUUUGUUAGUCAGAAUGCAACAACUGUCAUCAAAUGGUCAUUGACCACUUGCACUCUUUUGAUGUAGAUUAAAAACUUUUUCAUAAAAUUAA
This is a messenger RNA of Nyctereutes procyonoides (raccoon dog), 6527 nucleotides long. It is a transcript of the gene PRKG1, whose product is annotated as protein kinase cGMP-dependent 1. Lineage: Eukaryota; Metazoa; Chordata; Mammalia; Carnivora; Canidae. The transcript has 18 exons. Gene Ontology annotation, biological process: protein phosphorylation. Gene Ontology annotation, molecular function: ATP binding; cGMP-dependent protein kinase activity. The record is from RefSeq and is a predicted model, not a curated record. The coding region runs from base 181 to 2241 and encodes 686 amino acids.